Messenger RNA from Naegleria lovaniensis, 1002 nucleotides. RefSeq lists its product as uncharacterized. Gene Ontology annotation, biological process: protein import into peroxisome matrix. Gene Ontology annotation, cellular component: peroxisomal matrix; cytosol. Lineage: Eukaryota; Heterolobosea; Eutetramitea; Acrasida; Naegleriidae. The record is from RefSeq and is a predicted model, not a curated record. The transcript has 3 exons. Bases 1 to 1002 code for a protein of 333 amino acids. Gene Ontology annotation, molecular function: protein binding.
AUGUUGCGAUUGGAAACAGAGUUUAUUUGUUCCGACUUGAAGUUUUCAAAAUAUGAUGAAAAAGGCUUGAUAGGAAUUGCAUCUGAUACAUUUGAAACAAAAUUUGUUGGUCAGCUAAAUUAUUGGAGGUUAUCCAGCGUUGGACAAUUAGAUGAAAUUCAGAGCGUAGGACUUGAUACAGGUGGUACCUGUGUAUCGGAAACAUCCCAUCAUGAUUCCUUUUUAAUAACGGGACAUACGGAUCCAAUUUUGAGGCUGUGGACAUUGAAUGAAUUAAGAAAGCCUAUUAAAAGAUAUACACACCACAACAUGAGUAUUGAAGAUGUGAAUGUUUCACCAUUUGAUGGAAACGAAUUUGCAUCUUGUAGCAAGGAUAGCAGUUUUGCACUUUGGGACAUUUCUCAAAGUGAACCGAUAUUUUCUGAAAACAAUGAAUCGUCCUUUCCUGUGUUGGGUGUCACUUAUCAUUCACAAAAUCCAUCCUUAAUAUUAGUUGCACCAUUAGAUACACGAAUUGAAUUAUGGAAUAAGCAGGAGCAAAAACGAAUUUAUACUAUUACACCUCCUGAUGACAUAAUUUUUUCUUGCAUGUCCGUAAACCCUUACAAUGAAUUCAUGCUUUCAGUUGGUGAUGAGCAAGGAAUGGCCUAUAUUUGGGACCUAAGGUCAUUGAAAAAACCAAUUCACAGCUUCCAAGCCCAUGGACUUGCAGUUUCUCAAAUUAAGUUCAAUCCUCAUGAUGAAAAAAUUCUUGGAACAUCAAGUACAGACAAUUAUUUCCAUUUGUGGCAUGUAAAUGAAGGAAAAGAAGAAAAGGAGCCAAUCUCAUGUAUUAAGUCUUAUAGAACUCACUCACUACCAAUUACAACAUUUGAUUGGAGUCUUCAUGAAAUUGGAUUAGCGUGUGACGCCUCUAGUGACUACAGUAUUUUUCUUUGGAACAUUAUUCAAGAUGAAGAAAAUAAUUCGUUAGUGAGCUCCGACACUAUGUCCAAAAAGUAA